Molecule: messenger RNA, 726 nt
Organism: Salvia miltiorrhiza (redroot sage)
Lineage: Eukaryota; Viridiplantae; Streptophyta; Magnoliopsida; Lamiales; Lamiaceae
Product: copper transport protein ATX1-like
Exons: 3
Coding region: 239-472 (77 amino acids)
Molecular function (GO): metal ion binding
Source: RefSeq, a predicted model, not a curated record
UUAAAAUGUUAGAAGAAAAUUCUCAAUUUCACACUUUAGUCAAGAACAUAUAUCAUCAAUUUCAAAAUCAAAUUGCUUUCUAAAUUUUUUUAUAAUUAUUUCAAUUUUUGUCCCUUUCUCUUUAAAUAUCGCUUUCUCUGGUCAGCCUUAUUCCGAAAUUUCAUCCCAUUAUCAUAUCAUCAUUCCCAAUAAGUUCUAGCUCGCCUUCAACAAUACAUUCAUCGAUACAUUUAUCGUCAUGUCUCAGACAGUUGAGCUUAAGGUUGCCAUGUCAUGUCAAGGCUGUGUCGGAGCGGUGAAGAGGGUUCUUGGAAAGACAGAAGGUGUGGAGUCAUUCGACAUUGAUCUGGAGAAGCAGAAGGUGACCGUGAAGAGCAACAUCCCGCCCGAAACAGUUCUUCAGGCCGUGUCGAAGACUGGGAAGGCAACCUCGUUUUGGGAGGCGGGCGAGGCGGGAGCGAAGUCCGCAUAGGCGAUUCCGUGGUGUUGCAAGAGUACUUGGACAUCAUGGAAAUAAUGUGUUGGUGAGGAUAUAUGUAAGUCAUAAGUAGUAGCUUCUUGCAAGCAUAUUAUACCUAUCUUGAAAUACCUUCAUUUUCUUGUCUUUAAAGAUAAAUUUAUGUCUUUGAUUUUUAAAUGAUGUAAGGGAAGUGGAUGGCUGGAGAUAUGGCUUAUUUGGGAAUGUGAUGAAAUUGAAUAAAUUUAUUUGGAAGUAUUGCAUAUGAA